GCACUCCCUACCGGCUCCCGAGAACCAAAGUCCGGCUAGCUCGACCUCACGAGCGCGCGCCCUUCACAGCCCGAAAUGGCCUCCGCGACGCAGCACCGGGGCGCCAUCCUCCUGGCCGCCGUCCUCCUCAUGGCCUCGCCGAUGGCAAUGCGCGGCGCGGCGGCGGCCGGCUGCGGGGGCGAGAAGUUCCCCGCGGGCAGGAGCUACGCGAACUGCACCGACCUGGCGCCGCUCGGCGCCGCGCUGCACUGGACCUACGACGUGAAGGCCGCGUCGCUAUCCGUGGCGUUCGUGGCCAAGCCGGCCGGCGCGAACGGUGCCGGCUGGGUGUCGUGGGCGAUCAACCCGACGGGCGACGGCAUGAAGGGCGCGCAGGCGCUGGUGGCGUUCAAGGGCGCCCCGUCGUCGGCCUACGUCGUCAACACCUACAACGUCACGGGGUACCGCCUGCUCUCCGCGAACUCGACGCCCAUCGCGUUCAAGGCCACCGAGCUCGCCGCCGACGAGAGCGGCGCGAAGGUGCGGCUCUACGGCAAGCUGCAGCUGCACCAGGGGAUGAAGGUGGUGAACCACAUCUGGCAGGUGGGCUCCGCGGUCACCAGUGGGGCGCCGGCCAAGCACGCGUUCGCCAAGGAUAACCUCGAGGCCAAGGGCAAGCUCGUGCUCGCAGCUGGUGUCGCGCCGGCGCCGGCGGUCGGAGGCCCGUCCGGUAAGGCCAGCGCCACAGGAGCGCCGUCUGGUGGGAAGUCUGCGGCGGCCACAUACGUGUCGGCUCCUGUGCUCAUGCUUCUGGCGUUGGCGGGUUUCCUGGCGAGUGCAUGA
Molecule: messenger RNA, 822 nt
Organism: Phragmites australis (common reed)
Lineage: Eukaryota; Viridiplantae; Streptophyta; Magnoliopsida; Poales; Poaceae
Product: auxin-induced in root cultures protein 12-like
Exons: 1
Coding region: 76-822 (248 amino acids)
Source: RefSeq, a predicted model, not a curated record